Macrobrachium nipponense is the source of this 1546-nucleotide messenger RNA. RefSeq lists its product as uncharacterized. The coding region runs from base 235 to 807 and encodes 190 amino acids. The record is from RefSeq and is a predicted model, not a curated record. NCBI's taxonomy places the organism in Eukaryota, Metazoa, Arthropoda, Malacostraca, Decapoda, Palaemonidae. The transcript is spliced from 6 exons.
ACGAUACGAGAUGCGGUUCAGCACUUGGCGUCCACACUCGGUUCCGCGAGCCACGGUGCUUGUGCAUCUCAACUGAGAGCCUCAUCCGUACACUUUCACGUGACGUGUUUUUGUUGCUUAGCUUCUUUUGGAUUGAUUUUCGCUGCAGCGACCCUGCCUUUGUUGAUCUUUAUUAGUUUAAUAAUCCGCAGGAAGAAGCCAUCGAUAAGAGAGACAGUCAGUGGAAAGUGUCACAUGAUGAAGCACGGUAGUCUGCAAAUCGUCUUUGCGGUGUGGGUCGCAGUGGUGCUGAAUGACUCAGCAAAGAGUAGUCCGUUACCUGAACAACUCUCGAGGGGUACCACUCGGUCACAGGGGUUAGGUGAUAUUCAGUCGUCUUCACCAAAUGAUUAUUCGGACGCCAUCUACGCAGGCAAGUUUGCCAUUGAACUUGACCGACUGGAACAGCAACAAAAGGAUGUUUAUGAAGACUUCAUCACUGCUGGAUUUGCAGAACAGGAUAUUCCCCGUGAUCUACCGGGUCGCCUGCAAAAGCUGUCUAGGACCUCUAACAUUCCUGAGGCAGGAGAAUUCACCGUUUCUGGACCGGUUGGGUUCAGGUUUCCUUCAGAGGAAGGCAUAGUUAGAAAUCCGUCCAGGGCCGCCACCAGUUCUGUUCCAGCAGGCUUCGCGAUCACUCCACCCCCUUCCCAGAGGCGACGACAACGCGUUUUCCAUAACGGCUUCAGAACGGUGACGCCCUUCCCACCAGGCCCUGAACAGGACACUCUGUUUUCCUUCAACCACAGAUUGGGCGGUUCGCUGUAAAGGACCCACUCAGAUUUAGGUUUCAUGGCGAUGAACCCCCGGGGGAAAUUAAAACAGAGAAAUUAAUAUAUUUAUAAAAUUAAUCAUUGUAUUUUAUCAUCAUGUACUAUGUUUCAGUGUUUAGCCAAUUACAGUCAGCGAAUUAAUUUUGGUUGCACCGAAAAUGUUCUAAAUGUCAGUAAUGAAAGACACAGAUAAAGAGCAAAUCAAAAUGUAAACAUGAAUUCUUGGUCAUAAACAAAGUUUAUAUCCAAUGAAAAAUAAAAGGAGCAUUUGACACUCUUCCUAUGCAGAAAGUCAAACCUAGAAAUCCAGUAAUUGUAUUCAUUUGAUUAAACAAAUGUACUUAUCGCCGAUGUAAACAUUGAUGGAUUUUGGAUUUUUUCCGUGUUUGUGAGGUCCUUUUUUCGAGCUGUGAAAUGGCUAUAUACAGUUACCUUUGUUUUUUUGAAAUGGCUUUAUAAAGUUACUUUUGUUUUUCUGACCACCUGUCAUCUAAUUUUGUUCGUCAUUGUUUGCUUCUUUCCAUGUUAUAAUUUCUAACGCACUGACAAGCAGCCUAAUCUUUGCUCGAGUCACCACUGAAUGUUUCCUUUGCUCUUAGGUCUUACUGUGAUCUUGCAUGCAUCGCUUCACCGUUUAUGCUUUUCUUCAAACCUACACAUUCCGGAUCUCGAAAUCUUGCCCAGACGCAUUGAUACUAGAAAUAAAUUUCCUUGCCUGUUAAUCCAGUACAAAA